Molecule: messenger RNA, 741 nt
Organism: Aspergillus lentulus
Lineage: Eukaryota; Fungi; Ascomycota; Eurotiomycetes; Eurotiales; Aspergillaceae
Source: RefSeq, a predicted model, not a curated record
AUGUCUACACCGCUUUUAGAUCCGGGAGGCAAUCCGAUAUUCCAAGAGGAUCUCCUUGGGUACGGCAGGUCUGGCGUUGUAGUCCUCCAGAAUGGCAUGGCUGUGAAGAUGCCUCUAAGGUACUUGGAUAGCUCAGAUGACGAUGUGGACAUAAACAUUAUGGUCAUUCAGCGAGAGCAAGAAGUUUAUCGGCGUCUGCAACAAUGCGAUGGGGUCCUCCCAUACAUCAGCUUCUCGGACACGACCACCCAGCUUGCAUUGAUGAAGAAUGGGGAUCUACGUUCAUAUCUGUUACAAAACCAGCCAACAAAGACUAUGCAACUUUCAUGGUUCCGGCAAAUGGCCCAUGCCCUCUGCAAUAUCCAUGACCGCUCGGUUAUCGUUGCAGAUAUUGCCUGUCGGAAUCUUCUUCUUGAUUCCACUCUGGCGAUUAAAUUCUGCGACUUUACCGAAUCAACGAUAAUGCCUCAGGAUACCGACAUGGAAACUGCUGAUGACAACGGAUAUUCUAUCCAAACGGACAUUGGACAAUUGGGGAAGGUGAUCUAUGAAGUCGUGACAGGGGAGCACUGCACAUUUGAUCUUCACGAGAACUACGUUUCCCGGGCGACGUGGCCGCGCAGAGAGUCUCUCCCAAGUACAGAGGAGAUCUGGCUUGGGCCAAUCAUUGAGAAAUGCUGGGCCUGGAGUGGCUUUAAGGAUGCCGCUCGCCUGGCUGAAGCGUUGGACGCCGUGUCUUAG